AAAGUUUAUUUAUACUGAUUUAUAUGUUGUGAAUUUGUACAAGUUUGUUAAACAUAACAUAAAGGAUGUGUUAGUUUACGGUGUGUCGCUUUAAAGUGAAAUUGUUCUAAGUGAAUUUUUUCUAACGACUUGGAAAUUUUGAAAUGCGGCAGCAAUAUAACCUGAAAAAUACAUUUAAACUAACUUCAGCCUUCGAAUUAAACUAUGUCGACUAAAUCUUUAAUAGAAGAAUUCGUGUAUAGUUUAUUCAUGUAUUUCGAAUCAAGUGGGCAGGCGCCAGAGAGUACUGCUGAAUCAUCGACAAAUGUUCCCCCGGGUAUCCAUUUCGUUAUAGAAAAUGGUACCAUUAAACCAGUAACAAGACAAAAAGAUGCUUACCCAAUAGUGAAAGAUAAUUACGUCAUUGGUAUGAAGGACCGUGGUGUGAACCAAGCUUUAUGGCGUCAUGGAAAACUAAUUGGAGUGCACAUUUUGGACCACAAUUUUCGACCCCUUAGAUCAGGUGACAUGGAAGAUCUACAUAGCAACAACCAUACCUGGAAUAAUAAUAAAAAAGUCUGGAUUGUCAAUUCGCGAACUACACAAUAA
Messenger RNA from Belonocnema kinseyi, 588 nucleotides. RefSeq lists its product as uncharacterized. The coding region runs from base 205 to 588 and encodes 127 amino acids. NCBI's taxonomy places the organism in Eukaryota, Metazoa, Arthropoda, Insecta, Hymenoptera, Cynipidae. The transcript is spliced from 2 exons. The record is from RefSeq and is a predicted model, not a curated record.